Tachysurus vachellii is the source of this 2565-nucleotide messenger RNA. Its product is annotated as endonuclease domain-containing 1 protein-like. The transcript has 3 exons. The record is from RefSeq and is a predicted model, not a curated record. Gene Ontology annotation, molecular function: metal ion binding; hydrolase activity; nucleic acid binding. NCBI's taxonomy places the organism in Eukaryota, Metazoa, Chordata, Actinopteri, Siluriformes, Bagridae. Bases 126 to 1031 code for a protein of 301 amino acids.
CCAACCAACUCAAACGUGUUUAUAAACCCAGAGAUCGUAGACACUUCCCUUAACUAAUAAAUCUCACGAGUGAAGUGAACAUCUAGACAGAGACAGUGAGGAAGAUUUAAGGUCUGUUAACAGAAAUGCGUUUUGCUCUGACGCUCCUGUGCGCUGUGCCGCUCCUGUGCGCUCUGCUCAGUCUGUGCGCAGGAGAUGUCGGGGAUUUCUCGGAGUGUUCGAGCUUCUUCUACCGGACUCGGCCACCCACAGGCAUCGCGGGGACUCCGAUCUGUCAGCGCUACAAGAACCGCUACCACUUCGCCACACUGUACAGCCGGGAGCGCCGCACGCCCUGGUUCUCCGGGUACGUCUUCUCCUUGCCGCAGGGAAAGCGCCCCAGAGGGGAAUGGAAGUACGAGCCACAGCUAGCCAAAGCCAAGGCUGACGGCAACAUGGUUCCGUUUCCAAUUCCACCUGCCAAAGUGGACCAGAAUGUGGUGGAGAGCCAGGCCGUCCAGAAGGAUUACACCAACUCAUCCUACACACGUGGCCACCUGAACCCAAACCAGCACCACAAUGACACUAUUGCGCGUCGUGCCACCUUCACCCUCACCAACGUGGUGCCACAGAAGUUACAAUCCAAUGAAGGUCCGUGGGCCAAACUAGAGAAUAACGUCACCAAGAUCCUCAAGGAAUACUGCCUGGGUGAGGCGUACAUAGUGACUGGAGUGAUUCCAUAUGAAAAAGACCGCUGGCUGAAGGAUGAGGGCAGAGUGGCCAUCCCCGAGUAUAUGUGGUCAGCCUACUGCUGCCAGAAGUACAACCAGAACCUUCCUGAUAGCCUGACAGGCAUGUUCCCAACGUUUGGUGCCAUUGGUAGGAAUGAUCCAAACAGUACCCAGGAGAUUGUACCAGUGGACCAACAUCAAAAGAAAGAAGAGCUAGGGUACGAUGUUCGGUUAAUGGAGCUACCGGUUCUGGAGGGGUACUUGAAGAUGAGAUACAGGAUGUCUAUCAGUGUUUUCGAUCAGCAGUGCUCAUCGGCAUAGCCAGCAUUUCAAUCUUAGUAACUGUUUAUCUCAAACACCAGAUUUUUAUAAAUGAAAUUAUAAAUUAACUUAUUGUGAGCUGUAAGUGUAGCAGAUGAGUGCUAGAGCAUCUCAUUCUUCAAACUGUGACGGUUUUCUCUACAGUAGCUUUGAAUGAACCAAAUAACUAUACAUAAUGAUUGUGUAACAACUGAGCAUGUGUACACAAGUUACUGUUUUAUAAAAAUGAUUUCAUUCGUUUAGUUUCAUUCGUCAAAAUCAUCAGUAAAAUAUUUUAGUAUUCUGCCCAUAUAAUGUACAUAAUAUAAUUGAAUUGUAUCUAUAAUUGAAUAGAAUUUUAUGCACUGGAUUAAUUUGUGUAUUCAAAUGAAAAUUACAGCCUAGAAGUAGGACCCCCGAUAAAUACUAGCGUAGUUUUAUAUCCUACCAACAGAUGUCAGCAUUUAUUAAAAAUAUAUAUAGAGCGCAAGCUCAUGACUCCCAAAGGAUCCUUCAGUAUGUUAGUGUUAAAAACCGAUAGUUUUUAACGUCCACUUAUAGCUAUUAAGUUGUUGUUGUUUAAUUUUGUGUUUUGGAAGUGAAUAUACCAAUAUACCUCAAUACUGUGCAGAUAUGGAGAAAAAAUUGCACUAAUUGGACUAAGGUAAUGUCUUUUGGUAAAAUGUCAUUCACCACUACGUUGUUGUUGUUGUUGUUGUUGUUUUCUUUCAUCACCAACUGUACCGUAUACCUCAGGAUUAACUUUAAUAUUAACUUAGACUAAUAUCUUAACUUUUUUUGUGCCUUCAUGCAUGAAUGUUGGUAUUGUAAUUAAUAAUUGUUUAAAUCAUCGGAAUCUAAGAAUCUGAAUUAAAAAUCCAGGUGAAGGUUCAAGAACUUCAACUGAUGGAUAUAAUAAACAAGCCUUCAUGUCUAGUGUUUGUGAGCAUGUGCUUUAUAAGGAGGACAAAUAGGAAAUGAGUGUAAAAGUAAACGGAUAGUCUUAAUAUUGAGGGAAGGGUGCCCUCUGGUGGCAUGGAGGUGAAAUACCCUGGGCCAAUAACACAUUCUCAUUCUAAUGUAGUUAAGAAACUUUUAACUGCAGUUUACUCACUUUGGUGAAGCCUACUUUAACAUCUAAGAAGGUUGGAAACGCUUGGAGAGGAUCUUGGUCUACUCCACUGUUCACUAUUCUUAGUUUAAAAAAAAAACCAUUAAGUUCAGACUGCAGGAUUUUGGAUAAUAAUAAUUAUCUGGAUAAUAAGAUCACCAAACAAUGUUUUUGUGGUCCUUCACAAUGCCAUUAAUCUUCACUACAGCCUGAAAGCCUCCACCCACAAAACAACCUCAAGCAAUCACUGAUCCACCAGCACAGUGCUGUUAGGAACUUACUAGUGCAAUUCCCUGACAGACCACCAGGGUAUCUUCCCUUUUGUAUCUGUCUUUGUUAGUCAUUGUUACAUGUCUUGUUCAAGGUACUGCCGUGUUCAUUUUGUAUUAUGCUUAAGUUAUAUCAUGUUAAGUGUUCUAUGUUAAAUUAAAGCAAGGAAUAUGA